AUGUCGUCACGCCGCUUCUCCAACCCUUUCUUCCGCUUUGGCCUGCCAAUGCUGGGCCUGGUCGUCGCAGGAUCCCUUGGCCUGCGCGAGUUCAUGAGCUUGAGGGUGACCAUGCGCGACGAAAAGGCCCGAUCCAUGACCGACCAAGAGGUGCAGAAGCUGUCGAACAAGCCCAAACAGCAGUUCAACAUUGAAGGCGAACUCAGGCGACUACAAGCGGAGAUGGACAUUGACAAGUGGGAACAGACCCGUGUGCCCCGCCCUGAGUACAAAGUGGUUGAACCCAAGCCACCCUCGUCAUCCUCUUCAUAG
Molecule: messenger RNA, 312 nt
Organism: Salpingoeca rosetta
Lineage: Eukaryota; Choanoflagellata; Craspedida; Salpingoecidae
Exons: 4
Coding region: 1-312 (103 amino acids)
Biological process (GO): mitochondrial respiratory chain complex IV assembly
Cellular component (GO): mitochondrial inner membrane
Source: RefSeq, a predicted model, not a curated record